UCUCUCUCUCUUUCUCUCUGCAUAAUAUUAUUCGUAUUUAUUAAUGAUGAAUCCUUCCAGCCGUACUGAUUCGCCAUCUUUUCACCCUUUAAUGAAUUUUCCUCUUCCCUUUUAACUUCACUCUUCAUCUUCUUCCUUCCUUCUGAAACCCAUCUGCACAAGAAAGCUCAGAGCUUUUUUUCUCUUUUUUUUGUUUUAGUUUCGUUGUCGUAACAAUGCAGAGCAGCUUCAAGACGGUUCCUUUCAACACUGAUUUCUACUCCCAAUCAUCUUUCUUCUUCAGAAACAGAGGAGAUAGUUGUCUUGAAGAGUUUCAUCAACCCACUAAUGGUUUUCACCAUGACGAAGCUGUGGAUUUAAGUCCAAAUGUCACUAUUGCUUCCUCAAACUUACACUACACGACGUUUGAUACGGGUAUGGAGUGUGGCUUGAGGGAGAGACUUGAAGGAGAAGAGGGGUGUUUGGACACAGGGCAGUUAGUGUACCAGAGAGGGACAAGGUUAGUAGGAGGAGAAGUGAACAGCAGUUUAGUAGAGAAGUGGUGCGAUUCGGUUUCGGUUUCAGUUUCAGCCAUGGCUGAUAACAGUCAACAUACUGACACUUCUACAGAUAUUGAUACUGAUGACAAGACUCAGUUAAAUGGAGCUCAUCAAGGAAUGCUUUUGGCUACAAAUUGUUCAGAUAAAUCCAAGGCACUUCGAAGACUCGCUCAGAACCGGGAAGCUGCUAGGAAAAGUCGAUUGAGGAAAAAAGCAUAUGUUCAGCAACUUGAGAACAGCCGAAUCAGGCUAGCACAGCUAGAGGAAGAGCUCAAAAGAGCUCGCCAACAGGGAAGCUCAGUUGAAAGCGGAGUUUCAAGGGAACAAACUCAUGUGGCUGCUGGAAAUGGUGCCUUUUCAUUUGAACUGGAGUACGCACGUUGGAUGGAGGAACAUCAAAGGCUGAUAAACGACUUAAGAGCCGGUGUCAACUCGCAGCUAGGCGACAGCGACCUACGCGUGUUAGUGGACGCUGUGAUGAGCCAUUACGAUGAGAUAUUCAGGCUAAAGGGAAUCGGCACUAAAGUAGACGUUUUCCACAUGCUCUCAGGCAUGUGGAAGACACCAGCCGAGAGGUUUUUCAUGUGGUUAGGUGGUUUCAGAUCAUCUGAGCUACUCAAGAUAUUGGGGAACCAUGUGGAUCCUUUGACGGAUCAGCAGUUGAUAGGCAUCUGCAACCUUCAACAGUCGUCUCAGCAAGCAGAGGAUGCAUUGUCACAAGGCAUGGAAGCUCUUCAACAGUCGCUUCUCGAGACGCUUUCCUCUGCUUCGAUGGGACCAAACUCUCCAGCUAAUGUUGCUGACUAUAUGGGUCAUAUGGCUAUGGCAAUGGGAAAGCUUGGCACUCUCGAAAACUUCCUUCGUCAGGCAGAUCUAUUGAGGCAACAAACUCUGCAGCAGCUUCACAGGAUUCUCACCACAAGACAAGCUGCUCGUGCUUUUUUGGUCAUCCACGACUAUAUUUCUCGGCUUAGAGCACUUAGCUCUCUAUGGUUAGCCCGACCUAGGGACUAAGAGUCUAAGCCUGCCGUGACCCACAAGGAAAGCAUAGUUCUGGUCUUAAAUCUUCACAUUCACAUCUUUUAAACUAAAAAAGACCAUAGCUCUCUCUCUCCUCUUUAGCCGUUUAGAUCCUCUGUUAUAAACUUAUUUAGUUGGUAGUGAAAUGUUAGCAUUCAGAAUCAAUCGUCGCUUUUAUUUAACUUUUUUUUUUCACCUAAGCUAAAAAAUCAGAAAGCUAACACGUUCUACAGAAAAGUUACAAUACGUAAAGAGACAAUGAGCGGAUAAAUAAAAUCUCAGCGGAUCAUGCCUGGUACAACUAUAGGAGGAGUUUGUUUCUCUCGGCUCCAUUUCUCUAUAUUCGAAAGCCAAUCGAUGGAAGGAUCAGCGCCACGGUUCUUGAGCUCUCUAGACUCUUGGCAAAUGGCACAAGGGGUGCAAAAGAGAUGGACCCAAAAGUCACUACAUGGUUCCUCAGGCAAUGCGAAAUGUUCCCUAAGCCUUGACCGGCUUGGGAAAGCGUAGAGCCAGCAACAACCCACAAACCCUAACGCUAGAUGAAUCAAACCAGCGUUCAUACAAGGUAUUGUUCCUCUGUUUACGAUCUCUGCGUUUUGAGCGAAGGAGACGCAUGGCAUUAUAGCUGUCUGAACACCUAUUU
Thlaspi arvense is the source of this 2202-nucleotide messenger RNA. NCBI's taxonomy places the organism in Eukaryota, Viridiplantae, Streptophyta, Magnoliopsida, Brassicales, Brassicaceae. The record is from the annotation of a GenBank genome assembly.